AUGAAAGAUUUUUCGGAGGCUGUCAUAUUAUCUUGGAUUUUAUUAACAUCAACUGAUGCUUUAAAAGGUAACGAAUAUGCAAUACAUCCGAUAAGCCAAGAUUGGGGUAAGGCCCAGGAAAUCUGUGACAUACAUGGUCGUUCUCUGCUACCUGACAUAGGUUUAGACGGUUUCAAGAAGAGUGGGAUAUUUGAUGAUUUAGAAGCUGAGGAACUUGUCUGGUUAAAUGCCAAGGAUGUUAAGAUUUGCUAUCCAUCUAGGAGAUCCAUUCAUUUGAAGCUUGCUUACAUACCUGCAGAUUCCAUGUUGACGGCUUAUCUUUGCCAUAAUGCAAAUAAUCAAGAAACAAAGAAAUAUGCGGAUAUGCCACAUUUAUCUUGGGAUGAGGCCAACAAUGAAUGUGAAAGUUCUAGUGGCUGGACUCUUGCCAGUUUAUCAUCAGCUAAAAUACUAAAAGGCGCAGUUUCUCUGCUAAAAAGAGAUGUCCCUUUCUGGGUGGCUAAUAUGAGCAAGAUUCCGGAUGUAAUUUCAGAAAAAUAUAACACUGAUGAAAUGUGUUUGGGUGUUAUGAAGAUGAAUGAUGGUUCAUUGACGUACAGGAGGGACAACUGCACAGAAAAACACAAGUUUGUCAGUAUACCAUCUAUUAAUGAUUUUGCUCUGGCUAUAUGGCUAAUGUCAAGACCACACCCACUUUUCCCCAGGAUGAUAGAGCAAGAUAUUGAAACUGUCAGUAUUACAACUGGUGAAUAUGAGAUUGAAGGAGCAUCACACCAUAGUGAGAGUACAAAUGAAGGUAUGUAUGGUGGAAUUGCAGGAGGAGCUGUGGGCGGAGUCAUAGUUAUAGUUUGUGUCAUUGUCGCUGUUUACUUUCUCCGAAGACGAUUGCGCAGUAGGCGAGACUAUCUCAGAAGUUUAAAAAGAUACACUCAGAGGCAUGCAAGCUCAAGGGGAAUGUUGAGUCAUACAAUGUCAGCGGUCAACACUUUAUCACAGGGCAACACUUUAUCACAGGGCAACACUUUAUCACAGGGCAAUACUUUAUCACAGGGCAAUACUCUAUCAAGGUAUUCUUGUAAACCUGACAACUGCAUAGCUAAACAGAAUGACAAUGAUGUUACACAAGCAGAAUAUGAGGUAUUAACAACAUAUGAAAGAUAUGACCCUGACCCUGGUCAUCUUCAGCAGGUACAUGGUUACGUGAACAAAGAGAACCAUGGUCAGAUAUCUGGGAAAAAACCAAACAUUAAUGACCUUGACACAUAUGAGAACCAAACAACAGGAAAUAAGAGCAUUAUGGGUAAUAAUGAAGAAGGUAAGCACUUGGGUGAUCCUGAUAAAAAGACAUGCAGUCUGAAUGAAUUGGAGGAAAAUGAAAAUUACAGGGUACCAAAGAGAGAAAAAGAACUAUUUAGAAUGUUUAAAACUGAUAAGGCUAAUAAAGCCAAGAAAGAACAAAGAAAGGUUGAGGAACAAGAAGCACCUGCUUCAUUGAAUGAUUUGCAAGAAUAUGAAAGCAUUGAGCCACCAUCAACUGCAGUGAAAGAGAUCUCCCCAUCGACUGCAUUGAAAGAGAUCAAAGAACUUUCUGACUGAGAUACUUACGAAAAUCUUGCUGUAAAGAAGAUUUUUAAAACGAAGAGUCUUUUCUAUGUUUUGUUUACCUUGUCUUGUAAUUUUUUUACAGUGGUAAAUGCAGAUUUUUAGGAGAGUUCAGUACAUGUAUAUUGAUUUUGGACUCGUAAACUGUGCAAAUGAUAUUUCCUAGGU
This is a messenger RNA of Ruditapes philippinarum (Manila clam), 1770 nucleotides long. RefSeq lists its product as uncharacterized. Bases 1 to 1596 code for a protein of 531 amino acids. NCBI's taxonomy places the organism in Eukaryota, Metazoa, Mollusca, Bivalvia, Venerida, Veneridae. The record is from RefSeq and is a predicted model, not a curated record. The transcript has 9 exons.